Durusdinium trenchii is the source of this 172-nucleotide messenger RNA. NCBI's taxonomy places the organism in Eukaryota, Dinophyceae, Suessiales, Symbiodiniaceae. The record is from the annotation of a GenBank genome assembly.
GCCAAAGACCUCUCCACCUUGCGGCCUCAAAGGGCCACGUGGAGGUCCUCGAGCGGCUCUUGGCCGCGAGGGCCACGGUGGAAGCAUAUGAUCGGGACAGCCGGACGCCCUGGCACCUUGCUAAAGAAAACAACAAGCUGGAGGCGAUGGCCUUGCUUUGUCCAGCACCUCG